GUUUACUGAGGGGUAAAUAGCUGUAACUAAUUUUGGUCACAGAUAAUGACAAGUUGGGUUUAAUCCAACUUCACUGUGAGAGAGUUGUAAUAUAUUGUAACUAUGUAGAUGUCUGUAGUGUGAAUGGUGGUGAUAAAAGGCUGAAGAUGUAUGGACCUUGAAGAUUACAGUGCUCCAAAAUAUGUAUCAGCCAUUGGAAGAGAACACACAUUCUGGCUCUCUGAACCAUGUAAACAAGUAGACUUGGAAUUAUGUAGACAUCUGUUCUAAUUUGCAGGAUCCUCAGCACACAGACACUUCAAUUAAAAGAUUAAGCAAGGAAGAUUAAACAUUUAAACACAGCCUCUUGAUGGAUCAGAACAUGUAUAUGGACUCUUGGAUUAGAGGAUUGAAAUAGAGGAUUGAUACUAGUUUAGAGGAUUAGAACAAGGCCCAACACAUGAACAGAUAAGAUUUAAAAUAGAGGAUAACUUGCAUGUUUAAAACCUUAGAAUCUAUGUUUAAAACCGAAGCAUUUUCUUUUGUGUAAGGCAACUCAGAUUAGAGGAUGAAAACUGGGAUUGACUAUUGAAACUACUCGCAAAACACGGAUCUCAAAUCAACACAUGCAAAUCAAGUUUCUUAGAGGCUGAGGACAGAGAACACUAUGUACCAGGGUAAACUAAGUUAUUAGAAGACACGGACAAAGACAAAUUAAAAGAGUAAGGCCAAACUAAGAGUAUUGCAGGAUAGGGACAAACUAAACUGAGAACAGGGCGAACUGAGUGUAUUAGAGGACAAGGGCAAAGAACAAUUGGAACAGGUCAAAUUACCAUUGGUAUGCAAGGACAGGGAUAAUGACUGAUGAAACUGUUGCAUCUUCAGUCCAUUGAUAUGGUAACCAAGUGUUCGAGCACUAUGGCAACUGAUCACAUGGUACACCUGAGGCAGCACAGGGGACACAGAAAUGCUUAUGCAAACCAUCGCAAGAGUGCCGUGGAGCUACUGGAGGCCUCCAAGGGUUCGUACGUGAAAAGUCGCGAGGUUCUUGACCAUCGACAGGAACUCAAGCAUCCCGAAAACCUCUCCAUCGGAAACAGAGAAAUCCCCUCUGUGCUGUUAUCAGGAGGGAAGACUUCUCCACUGAAGGAUAUCACCUCUCGGGCCCAGAUUGCUGAAGAUUUAAAGAACCAAUCCCCACCCAGUAGCCAGCGCGACAGGCUCCUGAGUGACCCAGAUUCCUCUUCCUCAUCGGCAUCAGAUGGACAGUCACCGUCUGGUGUACGAAAGUCUUCUGCAACAUCUUCCCAGACUAGCAGCUUCCAAACGGCCAACUCACACCAGACAGCUGUCACUGACUCCCAAGUGAAAUCUGAGCCUGUCAGAAGUAGCCGGACUCCUCCACCCAAACCUCCCCACAGAUUGACUGUCCCCGGCGAGGAUAAACCUGUACCCCCACCCAAACCCAGCCCCCCAAAACCAGCAGUGCCUCCGCGACCGGGGUCAACUGUGAAGCAGACAAUCGCGCCCAAACCUGGGCCCAAACCUGUGAUACCAUUAGCUUCCGGGAAGCCAGUACCUCCAUCUCGACCUGAGAGACCCACGCAUUCCUGUGUGCCUUUAGAGACUGAAAUUCAAGAUUCCGCCAUGUCUAGCAGUGCUAGAAAGCAGUCCCAGUCAUCAGCAGGCAAACCAGCCCUAUGUGAUGGUGCCACAAACAGUAAGCCAGUCAGCAGCUCGGAGACUCGCAGACAUUCCUCGGUGUCCACCAGUGCCGCAGGUGGGGUGACCUCGGCAGAUUCCGACACCAGUGGCCCGACAUACGGGCGUGACCCUCGACACAGCCUCAGCUCCCAGCACGAAGCAUUCCUAAAACCACUGUGUGCUAACAAUCUCAGUAUCUCUGUCGGCGUGCUAGCGGAGAAGAAACGAUCCCCGCUUCCGAAACCAAGGGUCCAGAAACAGUUGAAUGAAAUCGAGCUUCCACCCCGGAGAAAACUACACAGGUCACAAUCUGAUCUCAGCAGCUGUAGACAUUCCAGGACCAGCUCUGACUUCUCAGAUCUGAGUUCAAGGCUGUCAAGGACUAGUACAGAGGUGGAAAGGUUCUUUAAUGAAAUGGGAAUAGUCAGAUCAGUGUUGGAGCCCAUGAGGAGGUUGUCCGAAACAAGAACGAAAGAUUGUCAGGAGGAUCUGAGCUCGGUAGAUUCGCUUGAAGGGAACAGUUUGUCCAGUCAGACGUCGAACGAUCGAUUCCCUCUGGAGAGCGAGCAGGAUUUAAGCGAGAGAGACGUAGGUCCCAUGUCUGUUGUGGAGCGUAAUGCGAGGAUUAUUAAGUGGUUAUGCAAUGUGAAGAAGGCAAAAACCUCCCAAACAAGACCAGCAAAAACAGAGUCAUCUGCAAAGAAUGUUCAAUCAGAGGGUGGUACAAAAUGAGUGCAGCUAGUGGUUCUUUUGUUACCUAUGCAACUCUGCUUAGUUAAAUGCUCUUGUCAGCUUUGAAGAUAAAAAUCAAAGUGGAAUGAGACCGUUAUGAUAGCAUGUUUAUGCUCGGAAUGUACUGCAAUAUUUGAUGUGCUGUAAACAUAUGUAUGUGGGAUAAAUAUAUGAUGUUUCAGUUAAGAAGUGAUAUAAACCCGAAGUAAUCCGCUUUAUAUCUUACUAUUUUAUUUAUUUUAUUCAUUUAUCAAUAUUUUAAGAUUAUGUUAAUGCAUUUAAAUUUUAGAUUAUAACAUGAUGUUUAAUUCUAUAAUGAUAAGAAUAAUUAUCAUAAUAAUAAUAAUUUGCUGAGGUGUGAGGAAACAGUGUCCACCUUGUGACAUGGAGCACCUAGAUAAGAUCUCAAGUUUGGGAAUGUUAUCAGAACCUUUCCAAAGACACUAAGUACUGGUUCUCUCCAGGAAACGUACUCAAGAGUGUUUCUAUAAGCAUAAAGCUUUUGUUACAAUUGAGCUAAAAUAAAAAGGUCUACAUGUGCAAUACUCACACAAACAUUCAAUUUUUUGUUAGAGGAAAAUCAUGUCUACUUGUUAGCUUAAGUGUAUUGUUUAUUGAGGGCUUCAUCAUUUGUCAACAAUUACCACGUGAACAUUUUAGGGGCAACAUUCAUUGCACAAUCUUUGCCUAAGUUCUCCUUACAUGGCUGAAGUGAAACUUUGUGAACACAUGAAGACAGAUUUUUUGUUCAAUGCUCGUUAUGCUUGUUCGAAACAGUCAUUUUAAUGGUUAUCUUGACCAAGUUUUAAAAUGGUUAACGACAUGGCUGCCAGGAGAUUGGGCACUUUUCAUUGUAUGACAUGCUUGAACCUUGUACAAACUAUAGAGGUAGUUUGUUUGCCUAAUCAUUAUGAAACUUAUUAAGAACAUGUGUUCUUGUGAUAGCUGAUCCAUGUUCAAAAAUGGUUCUGGUGUGUUAAAAAACAUGGCUGCCAGGGAGCAGUUUUCAUCAUAUGGCUUAAGUAACAUCUUGUGAACACUCUUGAAGUCACAUUUUUGCCUGAUCAUAAUGAACUUGCUUAAAACGUUUCUAACUAUGAUGUGUCUGGUAAGAAAAUGGUUUGGCUUCAUUUAAAAAAAGCGUCCUGAGAUGAGGUGGCAGUUUCCUCGUACUUGGCUAUAGUUAGAUAUUAUCAGCUCGGAACAGUUUACUUAAGUCUCAGGUGGGUGCCUUUGGGCCAUUGGCUCUCUAGUUUUAAGAAGUUAAAGAGGUAAUUUGUAUUCAUGCUGUUACAAAACAUGUUUUAUUGUCUAUUAAUGUAUACAGAAAUAUAACCAUUAUACAAAAAUACAUAUGCAAUAUAAAUGUUACGUUAUGUUACUUCCUAUUUACUUCAGUUUGUAAGUAUUUACUAGUGUUUUUUUUAAUAAAUAUGUCUUCACUUUUAAUCAGACUUGAGGGAAUUGAAAGUGUGAAAGUUUGUGAUUGAUAGCAUGAAAGGUUGUGAUUGAUAGCAUGAAAGGUUGUGAUUGAUAGCAUGAAAGGUUCUGAUUGAUAGCAUGAUUUGUUGUGAUUGUAUGACUGGUUGUUAUUGAUAGCUUGAUUGGUUGUGAUCAAUUGUAUAGUUGGUUGUGAUUGAUUGUAUGAUUGGUUGUGAUUGAUUGUAUUACUGGUUGUGAUUGAUUGUAUGAUUGCUUGUAUGAUUUGUUGUGAUGCAGAUAUAGAACUUCAUGUUCUUUAUUCAGUAUACAAAAAACAUCAAAAAUGCACAUUGAAAAGGGUAUACUAAGUGACAGAAAUAAAUUGUUUUAUUGAAAAUGUUUGUGUAUAUUCUGAUCAGACACACUUUGUUAACAAAAUAUGUUCAAGCUGUUAUGUUCUCAGAUAUUUUCUUAUUCUAUUUAUUGUUAGCCGGAUUUUUUUCGAAAAAAUCUCGGCUUAUAGAUUGAUGUUGUCGGGGGGGCGGGGUGGCGGCGUGCUCGAAAAUGUUAAAGUUCUUAUUUCAUGGUAUAACUUUGGUAUGCUUGGACCUAGAGUCUUCAAACUUGACAUGAAGGUUGGCCAGGAUUAACAGAUGACCACUGGUCAUUUCAAGGUCAUUCAUUUGAAGGUCAAGGUCACUGUGACCUUCAAUAUAAAAAAUGUUAAAGUUGUUAUAACUUUGGUAUGCUUGGACCUAGAGUCUUGAAACUUGACAUGAAGGUUGGCCAUAACUAGUUAGUAACCACUGGUCAUUUCAAGGUCAUUCAUUUGAAGGUCAAGGUCACUGUGACCUUGAAUGUAAAAAUGUUAAAGUUCUUAUUUCAUGGUAUAACUUUGGUAUGCUUGGACCUAGAGUCUUCAAACUUGACAUGAAGGUUGGCCAGGAUUAACAGAUGACCACUGGUCAUUUCAAGGUCAUUCAUUUGAAGGUGAAGGUCACUGUGACCUUCAAUAUAAAAAUGUUAAAGUUGUUAUAACUUUGGUAUGCUUGGACCUAGAGUCUUGAAACUUGACAUGAAGGUUGGCCAGAACUAGUAAGUAACCACUGGACAUUUCAAGGUCAUUCAUUUGAAGGUCAAGGUCACUGUGACCUUGAAUGUAAAAAUGUUAAAGUUGUUAUAACUUUGGUAUGCUUGGACCUAGAGUCUUGAAACUUGACAUGAAGGUUGGCCAGAACUAGUAAGUAACCACUGGACAUUUCAAGGUCAUUCAUUUGAAGGUCAAGGUCACUGUGACCUUGAAUGUAAAAAUGUUAAAGUUCUUAUUUCAUGUUAUAACUUUGGUAUGCUUGUACCUAGAGUCUUCAAACUUGAAAUAAAGAUUGGCCAGUACUAGAAGAUGACCACUGGUCAUUUCAAUGUCAUUCAUUUGAAGGUCAAGGUCACUGUGACCUUAAAUGUUAAAAUGUUAAAAUUGUUAUAACUUUGGUAUGCUUGGACAUAGAGUCUUCAAACUUGACAUGAAGGUUUGCAAGCACACUUAGAUGACCACUGGUCAUUUCAAGGUCAUUCAUUCUAAGGUCAAGGUCACUGUGACCUUGAAUGUAAAAAUGUUAAAGUUCUUAUAACUUUGGUAGGUAAAAAUGUUAAAGUUCUUAUUCCAUGUUAUAACUUUGGUAUGCUUGUACCUAGAGUCUUCAAACUUGACAUAAAGGUUGGCCAGUACUAGAAGAUCACCACUGCUCAUUUCAAUGUCAUUCAUUUGAAGGUCAAGGUCACUGUGACCUUCAAUGUUAAAAUGUUAAAAUUGUUAUAACUUUGGUAUGCUUGGACCUAGAAUCUCAAACUUGACCUUAAAUGUUAUUGUUGUUCAUGUAUAUGCAUGCAUUCAAAACAUAACACAAGGUUUGCUCAUGCCUUGAAAAGUACUUACAUUUCAUUUUGACCUUUGAACAAUAUUUCAGUAAUUUAAGUAUUGCAUUGACAAAAACACGAAAGGUACUUUCCUGUCAUUUAAAUCAAAAAUCCGGCUUCAAUGCGGUCAUCUCCGACCGCGGAACUCUUGUAUUCAAAUAUAGUUCAUGUGGUCAUUUCGUUGUUCUUAAACUCAUUAUUUUAACAACUUGAAGUGAACCAAAAAAAAAUUGUUCUUCAGCAAAUUGAAGUAUCACCAUAUGCGUAUAUAAGUAAAAUAGCGUACAAUAUGCUUUCACUCAAGAGUGGUGAAAUAUGUUCAUCUCUUUAUCUUUAGUGUUGAAAAAAAAUCAGAAAAUGUGUUUAGUUGGGGGAUAAUCCAAAGCAUAUAAUAACUAAAACAUUUUUUUGUUUGUUAAAUGAUUCAUCCAUACAUCAUGGGUUUCUAUAUAGUUCUGGAGGUAAUUGUUUUUUUGAUCUACUUUUUAAAAUUUAAUUUCAAACAUGCUUUGGUACUUAAGCAUAUGUCACAGUGGACAUAACUGAUUUAAAUUCAUUUUGCGAGUAACACUAUUAUUGUCAUUGGGUCAACUGAACAUCAUUUUAGCUUCAUGUUUUAACAUUUUUAUAUAACAUGAAUUUUUUUUUAUUCAUUAAGCUUGCAAUGCAAUCAGGUGCAUGGUUUUAGUUUCAUGCAUUAUUGAAAAGUUUAAGUCUGCUGUCUUAAAUUGUGUCUCAAAUUUACAAUGUUUCACAACAUAAAGAGCAACUUUCUUAUUAUUAUGCCGCUAACUGUACACAUGUAAAUACAAAGGUUAUUACUGUUUAUAAUUGUACCAAUAAAAUCAAAAUAAUA
This is a messenger RNA of Dreissena polymorpha, 6607 nucleotides long. RefSeq lists its product as uncharacterized. The transcript has 6 exons. Bases 844 to 2415 code for a protein of 523 amino acids. NCBI's taxonomy places the organism in Eukaryota, Metazoa, Mollusca, Bivalvia, Myida, Dreissenidae. The record is from RefSeq and is a predicted model, not a curated record.